This is a messenger RNA of Prunus armeniaca (apricot), 441 nucleotides long. NCBI's taxonomy places the organism in Eukaryota, Viridiplantae, Streptophyta, Magnoliopsida, Rosales, Rosaceae. The record is from the annotation of a GenBank genome assembly.
AUGUCAGAGAGCGAGUCAGAGUAUGAGUAUAGUCCUGCAGUGUUCAAUGUGGAUUCAUCUGACAAUAAUCAGGCUACCGAUUAUGGGGAUGCCGAAUCAAAUGGCACUGAUCUAGAAAUAUUAGAUGAAGAGCAUUUGGUGGUGCCUGUUGAAGCUAUGGCAUGCAAGCUAUCAAUCAAGACUUCUACAUUGGGCCAUGGUGAUCAGGCAGCUGAAGGUUCCACAUCUGUCCCUACAGAGGGAAUAUUGAGCGUGGUUAUAGGCAACCAGCGAGUGCCGAUGGCUCAGCCGAAAGGUCGGGGUCUUUGGUGUGGAUUUCCUGGUGCCAAAUAUGCUAACAAAUUGGGAGUUGGCCAAGUUCCAGGCGAACUAUCACAUUCUAGCAUCAAUAGGGAUGCAGCUCCUUGGUUUGUUGGAAAUAGCAAGCAACCCAAACAGUGA